AUGGCCAAGGAAGCCCCCGUCAAGACCGGUCUGACCGUUGGUCUGAACCGCGGCCACAAGACCACCGCUCGCGUUGUGAAGCCCCGUAUCUCCCGCAGCAAGGGUCACCUGAGCAAGCGCACCGCUUUCGUCCGCGACGUCGUCAAGGAGGUUGCUGGCCUUGCCCCCUACGAGCGCCGCGUCAUCGAACUCCUCCGCAACAGCAAGGACAAGCGUGCCCGUAAGCUCGCCAAGAAGAGGCUCGGUACCUUCGGCCGUGCCAAGAGAAAGGUCGACGAGCUCCAGCGUGUCAUCGCUGAGUCCCGCCGCACAGCUCACUAA
Molecule: messenger RNA, 321 nt
Organism: Clonostachys rhizophaga
Lineage: Eukaryota; Fungi; Ascomycota; Sordariomycetes; Hypocreales; Bionectriaceae
Source: the annotation of a GenBank genome assembly